Messenger RNA from Magnolia sinica, 1124 nucleotides. RefSeq lists its product as uncharacterized. The record is from RefSeq and is a predicted model, not a curated record. Lineage: Eukaryota; Viridiplantae; Streptophyta; Magnoliopsida; Magnoliales; Magnoliaceae. The coding region runs from base 82 to 948 and encodes 288 amino acids. The transcript is spliced from 4 exons. Gene Ontology annotation, cellular component: chloroplast thylakoid.
GACUUAUCUUUACCGUAUCGCCCGUGUGUUGUGCUGUUCUGCUCUCUGCCGAAGUCCCUAAACGCCGGCAACUGCAGCACCAUGUCAACCACGCUCAGCUUUCUCAACCCUUCUCUACCCCUGAAACCUCGCCAGAAUCUAUCCAAUUCAAAUUCCAAUCGCCCCUCCAAACACCCCAAUCUCCUAAAACCAUUACUUUCUAGCAAAACCCAUUUCUCCAAACACCCAAACAACCCCCAAAACCUCCUCCACCACCACCUCCAAAACACCAUCCAACACCUCAAAUUCUCUCCUCUCCCAGCCUCAGCACUUGCAUUGCCCUUCUUUCUAGAUCCAAAGGAUGCUAUUGCUGUUAGCGGGGAAUUUGGGAUAUUGGAGGGACGGACAUUUGCGCUUAUUCAUCCUGUGGUGAUGGCGAGCCUCUUCUUCUAUACAUUGUGGGCUGGUUAUCUUGGCUGGCAGUGGCGUCGUGUUCGGACGAUCCAAGAUGAGAUUAAUGAGCUCAAGAAGCAAGUGAAGCCACUGCCAGCCACUGUACCGGAAGGAGCAGCUGCGGAGGUGACACCAUUGGUUUCGCCUAUCGAAACCAAAAUUCAGCAGCUCACUGAGGAAAGGAAGACCUUGAUUAAAGGGUCAUACCGGGACCGGCACUUCAAUGCUGGAUCGAUAUUGUUGAGCUUCGGAGUGUUUGAAGCAAUUGGUGGGGGAGUGAACACAUGGUUCCGGACGGGAAAACUCUUCCCUGGACCUCAUUUAUUCGCAGGAGCAGGGAUAACGGUGUUAUGGGCGGCGGCAGCAGCUCUUGUUCCUGCGAUGCAGAAAGGAAAUGAGACGGCGAGGAGCCUCCACAUAGCCUUGAAUACCUUGAAUGUCCUCCUUUUCAUAUGGCAGAUUCCCACUGGGAUUGAUAUCGUCUUUAAAGUGUUCGAGUUUACAAAAUGGCCUUGAAUAAUGACAUGGACUCUUCUGGUUUUUCCUGUCUUCUUUCUCUCUUUGAUUAGGAUUUGUAACAUUUGAAAAUGGUUCUCAGAUUUUAUUUUUUAUUUUUUUCACUUAUAUAUUUUUCCCUCUGUUUCAUGUGUAGCCCCUGCAAGUCAAUAAAAACCCACCCACGUUUCUUUUGA